AUGAGUGGUUACGAGGAGGAAGAGGAGGACAGAGCAGAGUCGCCAGGGUUCAGCUGUGUGUCUCUGAAGAGUGACUGGUCCAAAGGUCUUCCACUAAACUUCAGUAAUGAACCUGGACCCUCACACACAAAAGGUCAGGACCACAGACUGAGAGCAGAAUCUCCAGAGUUCAGCUGUCGGUCUUUGAAGAGUGACCAGUCCAAAGAUCCUCCUCUAGACUUCAGUAAUGAACCUGGACCGUCACACACAGAAGAGAGGAAGAGGAGUCAUGUUUCUGAGGAGGAGCAGUCGUCCUGCUGUGCUUCGUGUCAGGACGUCCUGAAGGAUCCACUCUCCAGCAGCUGUGGACACUGGUUCACCUUGGACCAGUCUGGUCCCAGUAUAGACCAGUCUGGAGACUCCUCCUGUCCCCAGUGUGGACAAAGAUCCAGAAGAGGAGCUGGACGUCAGACAGCCGGUCAGAGCAGCACUGUACAAGCAGAUCGUGGUCUGCAGGAGGUUUCAGAUGAACAUAAGCUCAGUGUGAGGAGGAGAUGUGAACAUGUGACUGAAGGAAGUGAUGAAACAGGAAGUAGAACCCUCCUCAACAGGAUCUACACUGAGCUCUACAUCACAGAGGGACAAAGUGAAGAGGUUAAUACACAUGAGAUGAGGCAGCUUGAGACGACUUCAAAGAUGAGGAUCCUCCAGGACACUCCCAUCAAGGUCCACGACAUCUUUAAAGCCUCCACUGACCAGCAGAGCAGCAUCAGAGUCGUCCUGACCAACGGCGUCGCUGGCGUUGGAAAAACCUUCUCGGUGCAGAAGUUAACUCUGGACUGGGCAGAGGGUUUAGAAAACCAGGAUGUGGGUCUGCUGACUGUGCUUUCGUUCAGGGAGCUGAACCUGGUGAAGGACCAGCAGCACAGUCUUCUCACGCUGCUCCAUGUUUUCCAUCCAGCGUUACAGAAGCUCACGGCAGAGACGCUCGCUGUCUGUAAACCUUUGUUCAUCUUUGACGGCCUGGAUGAGAGCAGACCUUCUCUGGACUUCAACCACAGGGAGCUUGUGUCUGAGGUCACACAGAGGUCAUCAGUCAACGUGCUGCUGACAAACCUCAUCCGGGGGAAUCUGCUUCCCUCAGCUCUCGUCUGGAUAACCUCCAGACCUGCAGCGGCCAAUCAGAUCCCUCCUUCAUGUGUUGACAGGGUCACAGAAGUACGAGGCUUCACUGAUGCCCAGAAGGAGGAGUACUUCAGGAGGAGAUUCAGUGAUGAAGACCUGUGCAGCAGAAUCAUCUCACACAUCAAGACGUCCAGGAGCCUCCACAUCAUGUGUCAAAUCCCAGUCUUCUGCUGGAUCAGUGCUACAGUUCUGGAGCACAUGUUGACCACAGACAAGAGAGGAGAGCUGCCCAAGACCCUGACUGACCUGUACUCACACUUCCUGCUGGUUCAGACAAAGAGGAAGAACAACAAAUACGGUGAGGGACAUGUGAGGACUCGACAGCAGCUGACGGAGGCUGACAGGGACGUUCUCCUGAAGCUGGGGAGGCUGGCACUUAAACAUCUGGAUAAAGGAAACAUCAUGUUCUACCAAGAAGACCUGGAGCGGUGUGGUCUUAAUGUCACAGAGGCCUCGGUGUACUCAGGAGUUUGUACUGAGAUAUUCAGAAGAGAGUGUGUGAUCUUCCAGAAAUCAGUCUACUGCUUUGUUCAUCUGAGCGUUCAGGAGUUUCUGGCUGCAGUCUACAUGUUCCACUGUUACACCAAGAGGAACACAGAAGAACUCAACAACUUCUUGGGAACAUAUUCGUACACACACAGUACCUUCUCCCUGGAUGACGUCCUGAAGAGUACCAUGGAGAAAUCCCUCACCAGUAAAAAUGGUCACCUGGACCUGUUUGUUCGCUUCCUUCACGGCCUCAGUCUGGAGUCCAACCAGAGAGUCUUAAGAGGCCUGCUGGGUCAGACAGGGAACAAUCCAAAUAUCAUCCAGAGAGUCUUAGGAGGCCUGCUGGGAGGCCUGCUGGGUCGGACAGAGAACAAUCCAGAGAUCAUCCAGAGAGUCAUCAACAACCUGAAGGAGAUGCAGACUGAUGACAUUUCUCCUGACAGAAGCAUCAACAUCUUCCACUGUCUGACUGAGAUGAACGACCACUCAGUUCAUCAGCAGAUGAAACAGUUCCUGAUGUCAGAGAACAAAUCAAAGGAGAAACUCUCAGAGAUCCAUUGCUCAGCUCUGGCCUACAUGCUGCAGAUGUCAGAGGAGGUUCUGGAUGACUUGGACCUGGAGAAGUUCAACACAUCAGACCAGGGCCGACAAAGACUGAUCCCGGCUGUGAGGAACUGCAGGAAGGCUCAACUCAGUGGUUGUCGACUCUCAGACACUCACUGUGAAGUUGUGGCCUCAGCUCUGAAGUCAGACCCCUCACAUCUAAGAGAACUGAAUCUGAGUGUAAACUCCUUGAAGGAUUCAGGAGUGAAGCUGCUGUGUUCUGGACUGGAGAGUCCAAACUGUCGACUGGAGACUCUGAGGUUGUGGAGCUGCAGUCUGUCAGGGAUCAGCUGUUCUUCUCUGGCUUCAGCUCUGAGGUCAAACCCCUGUCAUCUGAGAAAACUGGAUCUGAGUAACAACAAGAUGCAGGACUCAGCAGUGAAGGAGCUGUGUGGUUUUCUACAGAGUCCAACCUGUCAACUGGAGACUCUGAGGUUGAAGAGCUGCAGUCUGUCAGAGAUCAGCUGUUCUUCUCUGGCUUCAGCUCUUAGGUCAAACCCCUCUCAUCUGAGAGAACUGGAUCUGAGUAAAAACGACGACCUGCAGGACUCAGGAGUGAAGGAGUUGCUUGAUCUACAGCAGAGUCCAACCUGUCGACUGGAGACUCUGAGACUUAUUAGUUGUCGACUUUUAGAUAUUCACUGUGAAGUCGUGGCCUCAGCUCUGAAGUCAGACCCCUCACAUCUGAGAGAACUGGAUCUGAGUGGAAACGAACUGCAGGAUUCAGAAGUGAAGCUGCUGUGUUCUGGACUGGAGAGUCCAAACUGUCAACUGGAGAAUCUGAGGAUGUAUCAGUGCAGUCUGUCAGAGAUCAGCUGUUCUUCUCUGGCUUCAGCUCUGAGGUCAAACCCCUCUCAUCUGAAAGAACUGGAUCUGACUAACAACAACCUGCAGGACUCAGGAGUGAAGGAGCUGUGUGGUUUUCUACAGAGUCCAACCUGUCGACUGGAGACUCUGAGGUUGAAGAGCUGCAGUCUGUCAGAGAUCAGCUGUUCUUCUCUGGCCUCAGCUUUGAGGUCAAACCCCUCUCAUCUGAUAGAACUGGAUCUGACGAACAACAACGACCUACAGGACUCAGGUGUGAAGGAGCUGCUUGAACUAAAGCACAGUUCAGACUGUCGACUGCAGACUCUGAGGUGGGAGCUGUCUUGGUGAGUGUGAAGAGGACAGUGUGUGUGGAUGGAGGCUGAGCUGUGUCCUGAGGAUCCAGAGGCUGAAGCAGCAGCAGCUUGUGUGUAGAGCGGCUCUGACUGGGCCUUGUUGCUGGGAGGCAGAGUGGAGACAGAGCUCCAGAGGAAUCACAGGAGGUGAGCUGCUCUGAGAUCAGCUGUCACACAGUGUCCAGUCCACCGUCCUCCCUGUGUGUUCCUGUGGAUGUGACACAGCAUCAUCAGUGGAUCUGCUGCUGCUCUGUCCUUUGACUCACAAAAGUCAAAGUCGUGAAUAUUUCCAGGUUAUGUGAAGAAAAUUGUGCACAUUUUAUGCAAAUUUUACUUUUAAAUGUAAAAAGUGACAUUAUAUUUACAGGUCGGGUCGUGAAGCUGGGAGUCGCUGUUAUAAAUAAAUUACUGCUGAGUUCAGACAAGCUUCUUAUAUUUUAAAACAUCAGGAUGUUUUAUUCACUUCGUUGACAUGAAUCAUUUCUUUAUUUUUUACAUGAAAAUA
Platichthys flesus (European flounder) is the source of this 3921-nucleotide messenger RNA. RefSeq names its product NACHT, LRR and PYD domains-containing protein 12-like. Gene Ontology annotation, molecular function: protein binding. The coding region runs from base 1 to 3411 and encodes 1136 amino acids. The record is from RefSeq and is a predicted model, not a curated record. The transcript has 12 exons. NCBI's taxonomy places the organism in Eukaryota, Metazoa, Chordata, Actinopteri, Pleuronectiformes, Pleuronectidae.